Messenger RNA from Morone saxatilis (striped sea-bass), 1459 nucleotides. RefSeq names its product cilia- and flagella-associated protein 251. The transcript has 6 exons. NCBI's taxonomy places the organism in Eukaryota, Metazoa, Chordata, Actinopteri, Moronidae. The record is from RefSeq and is a predicted model, not a curated record. The coding region runs from base 164 to 1444 and encodes 426 amino acids.
UCUGGCACCUUAACAGGGUUUGAUCUGGUCUCAGUCACCUGACACACACACACACACACACACACACAGUGCUCGGCUCCACCUCGCUCGGCGGGUGUGUGAAGAAGAUACAGCCCGUUAUUUCAAGGUUAUCUCCUGCAGGAACCUCACUUGUCCGGAUCCUAUGGGAAUUUUGAUAACCGCAGUUUUUCUCUGGGCUGCCGUCGGAGUGGGAAGCCGGCCAGUAACCUCACCCCUUAAUGAUGCAAAGGUUGAAUGUAUUAUUCAGGAGACACUGAAUGAAGACGGGUCACAACAUGAGUGUGGCCCACAGCUAGCAGAGGAACUUGAUGAGGUGCAAAGACAUCAGGGUCUGCUCAGGGAGCUGCAGAAGCUGGCUGUUGAUGAGAAAGAAAGGGAGCAAGAGGAUGAGAAGCAGCGAUAUGAGUACAACCUGGCUGACGAUGAGAGCGACUUCGAGCCGGGGGAUGAGGAGGCGAAGGAGGAGGGAGACGUGACCGACCUUGCAAAAAAGACAGAAGACAAGACAGUGGAAGAUGACACCAAGCAGAAGAUAAUGGAGGAGCCCCGCAUAGAGGACACAGGGAGGGACAAUGAAGAGGAGAGAGCCAAGGAGCUUGAGGAGCUGCUGGCUGAAGAGAUCACUAAGAAAGGGAAGGAGGAGAGGAAUGAUGAAGAGCUCAAAGAACUGCUGAAAGAGCUGAAGAAGAAACGCUAUGAGGCGGUGAAGGAGAGGGAGAUCCAGAAGGGCUCAGGAGCAGAACAGAAAGAAGAGGUGGAGCAAAAGAAGGAGAAGGAGAACAAAGAGAGGGAGGGAGAUACAGAGGAGAACUUGGAGAAGCAGAGGAUGGAGGAGAGGAGGAAGAACGAGGUGGAACUGAUGGUAGAGAAGGAGAAGGUAGAGAAGGAGCUAAAGGAGCUGCUCAAAGAGCAGGACAGCAAAAGCAAGCUAGAGCAGGAGAGGGAGAGGAAAGAGAAGCAGGAGGAGCUGGAAGAACUCGUCAGGAAGAUGAAACGAGUGCAGGAGGAGGAAAAGCAGGAGACGCAGGUUGGGAAGAAAGAGGACGGCAUGGACAAAAGCGCAGCGGACGAGAAGAGUGACAAGAAGGAGGGCGAAGAAGGAAAGGAGCCCGAUAAGAAAGCAGAGAAUGAGGUCAAGAAGAAGGAGGAGGCGGCGGAGGUGAAGGAGCCGCAGCAGAAGAGAGUGAUGGAGAAAGCGAGUGAUGAAGCUACGCAGCAGUUUGACAGAGAGAGGUACAAGGAUGAGGAAGAGGAGGAGGGUGAGGAAGAUGAGGAUGAAUUCGUCAGAGAGGAUGAUGAGGGGCAACAGGAGGAGGAUGAUGAGGAGGGUGAUGCCGAGGAAGAUGAAGGGGAGGAGCUGCUGGAGAUUGAAGCAGAGUUGCGUAAAGUUGCUGCAGAGCUGAGGGAGCUUCGCAGAGGAUAAGACACACACACACAC